CUACGAAGAAAAAAAAAACUCGACAAAAUCGCACCAUAAUCUUGUGAAGGUUUUCAUUCUCGACUAUUAGAGACUUGCUUACAAAUUCUAUCCUUGUUUGGUAGAAAGUUACUCUUUCUUCACCUAUGGUUUUUUUUUUUGGUGGAAAAUAUGGCAAAAAUUGUGUUCGUCUUGUUUUUGGUUCAUGUUGUGAGUGCGGAAGGUGUUGGGUUAGAUGAUCCUCUUCCUCCUUUCGUGGUUUUUGACUCCGGGGAGACGAAUUUCACAGUUCCUGUUGACGCAGUUUCGGAAUCAGCUACUGAUGCCCGAGGAACAGACGGAGCUGCUGACGAACAAGCUUUGGAAGAAAGGAAGAACUCGACUGAUGGAUCGCGAGAAAAGGAUGUAAUUUUUCCCGUCACAGUCAAUGAGACCAUCACUGAUGUCCGAGCAGUUGUCGGUGAUCAACUGCAAUGUGUAGAAUGCGACGGUUAUUAUCCCUGUAUAUUCAAUAGGCAGAUCGUUGCUUGUAAAUCUGCCAAUGCGACUGGAUGUACGACUACCUAUGGAAAUGCGAACAAAGAUGGAGUGAUUGCUAUGGGAUGCUUUGAACCCAAGGAUAACGAGGAACGGUUUGCCUCAAGCUGCGUAACGUAUGAAGAUGGCAGAUUUGUUUGUUCUUGCAUUGGCAAUGUCUGCAAUUUGGCAUAUGUCCAAUCUCCAUCCUUCACUGAAGGUGGAUUGAUUUGCUGGCAAUGUGAUGGAGACGAGGAGUGCAACAAAAGGGAACUGGAUAAAAUCAUGACCUGUGACCGAAGAGUGUAUUCUAGUUGUUUGACUGUUUUUGAAACUGUGGAAGGUGGAUUGAUUUGCUGGCAAUGUGAUGGAGACGAGGAGUGCAACAAAAGGGAACUGGAUAAAAUCAUGACCUGUGACCGAAGAGUGUAUUCUAGUUGUUUGACUGUUUUUGAAACUGUGGAAGAAGUCCUGGAUGGGAUUUGCCGCUUCUUCCGCACUAGUGCACUCGUUGACGUGACCAUUGUUUGCGGAGGAUACCAACUCCACGCACACCGCCUUGUUCUUGCCGCAUGCAGUCCUUACUUCGAAGAGCUCUUCCGCAACUUCCCUCCGGACCAAGCCCGUCUCGUUAUCGCGCUUCACAACAUUGAAUGGGAUGCUUUGAGACUCGCAAUAGAGUACAUUUACAAAGGAGAGACUCAGGUUCCAGCGGACAAAUUGGAUGUGUUCCUCGAAGUCGCCAGGCUUCUUGAAAUCAAGGACUUGCGGUCCGGGGUUGAGAAGCCAAACAUGAACGCUGCUCCGCCGAUCCACAGUCAAGCUUCCUCUCAAAUUCCGAAAGUCGAACAACCUGUGGAGUUUGAUGGCGAAAUGGACCAAAGUGCAAGCGCAAAUUUCAGUCAACAAGAGCCCAGAGAUGCCAAAGCUGCUCCCAGGAAUGGGAUCCCAAACCAUGUCGAGCAAGCCACUCCAUUGCGUCCUCCUGAUUAUCCAGUAGCUUGCCCAGCCACGUUCAAUCCAAAGGGUCCAUUUGAGCGACAGAACGAUUGGAUUUGGAUGGGAAGAUUCACGACAAACGAGCCCGCGUAUUUCUGUACAGGUUGUGCUGCUAUGUCUGUGAAUAGAUCAGUUAUGAUUCGGCAUUCUGAGUUGCACAUGACAAAACAGUCCUGA
Notodromas monacha is the source of this 1671-nucleotide messenger RNA. The record is from the annotation of a GenBank genome assembly. Lineage: Eukaryota; Metazoa; Arthropoda; Ostracoda; Podocopida; Cyprididae.